Molecule: messenger RNA, 6354 nt
Organism: Trichophyton benhamiae CBS 112371
Lineage: Eukaryota; Fungi; Ascomycota; Eurotiomycetes; Onygenales; Arthrodermataceae
Exons: 2
Coding region: 1-6354 (2117 amino acids)
Biological process (GO): termination of RNA polymerase II transcription
Cellular component (GO): nuclear body
Molecular function (GO): helicase activity; transcription termination site sequence-specific DNA binding; zinc ion binding
Source: RefSeq, a predicted model, not a curated record
AUGUAUUGGCUAACGUUUGACCUCUUAUUUCGGAUUAGGGAGCUGAAGAGCCUGCCUGAAGAGCUUCACCUUCUGUGCCCUCGUAAAAAUGACAAUGAUAUGGAGCAGUACAACAAAUACACCGAGAGCGAAAAUAAAUCUAGUGAAGCCGGUGCUCAGACGAACCCUGAUAUACUUGAGAGAAUAUCAGAGGCUGCGGUCCGUCGAGAGAAAUUCCUCUCCUGCAUACAGCUACUGGCUUUUAGUGGCGAAGAGGUUGAAGCACAGCAGCAAUGGAUAUGGAGGCGCCUCAAGGAGACAUUAGAAAGAUGUGAUAUUUGCAUCAAGGAGUACUACAGAGGGAAAAUAUGGCUGAUUGAGACUUUGGGUGAAAGCUACGAUGAAUCUGAAGUGGAAAAAUUCAGUAAAAUGCUGGAUGAUUGGGAUAUAGCCCGAGUCGGGAAAAAUUUGGAUAAAGCUGCCAGUAUGCUCGCAAGUAUCUCCCCUGGGCAGCGUAAGAUAAGCGCCCUUGAUCGAGCCUCUAUGCUCUCCAUUUUUGAGGCGUUAAGCUCUACCCCGGUGCUAGGGAACGAGACGUUCCUUUGUGAGCAUUUUGACCAACCGUUUACGAUGGUACAAAGCUCGCGCGCUCUAAAGAUCACAGAAUAUGUACCUGCCGCCACGCAGUUUCUUUUCGACAAAAACAAGCAUAGAAACGAUUGGGCUGUGUUUACUUGGUCAAAGCUAGCCAGACCACCGACAACUACGGAAUUCGACUGUGCAAUCAAGGAGCCUUUACUUGCGGCUUUACGCCGGGCAUCCACUCCUCCAUUUGAUCCUGACUUUGUUGAUUCGCUAUGGCGUGGAGUCACUAUCAUAAUUAAGGGACUGAACAAGGACCAAAUCACCCACAACCUUCGAGGACUUGAACUUGAUCCCUGCCGAUUAUCUGUUGACCACCUAGCCAUUCAAGCUCCAGCUUUACGUUCAGUUAUCAACACGAUACAUGCUCUCUUGAAGAAAUCUCCAAACGACUUUUGGGAUGCCAUGCAAACUAUUUCACCACAAGCCAUUAUUGAGCAGAUUUUUUACAAUCCCCAGUAUGAAGUGUUUUUAACGGCUACUGAUAAUAAUGACUCCUUGACUGAAUCUCCCCUGAGGGACAUGUUGUCAUGGAUAGACCCCUUUAUCACGUCCCUCAAGAAUACCCAUCAGCCGCAAGCAUGUCGGUUCCUAGUUCACCAGCUUCUCAACCGCCUUCAGGAGCCUCGAUUUCCUACCAUUGUCAAGUACCAUUGCUUUCGAAGUGGUCUUAUGGUUCUUUAUCGUACCUUGCGUAGCUUCACGGAUAAUGAAGACUCGAGAGGUUCUGUGGCUACCAUCGUUCUAUCCGAAAUGAUGGAAGUUAUAAGUGAUAAUAUCAAGCAUUUCCUUAACCCUCCACGGUUCGAAGUUGAUGGGAGUGAGUCGGAGAUUUCUGUUCUCUGUAUGGAUGUGGUCCGAAACACACUGGCACUGGAAUGCCAGUCUCUAAAAUCAGACUAUGAAACCAUCCUCAGGGAUAAUACUCUACAACAUGGCGUUAGCACAUAUACAGCGCCUAUAUGGGAUGCUGUAGUCCAACAUCUUGAUGAAAAGAAUUUAGCCCUCUCUUCUGCAGCCCUGAGAGGUAUCUUGCCUCUCGUAGGACUUGAGAAAUUCCAGACGAGGGGAGAAAACACGAAAGAAAAGACGCAUUUUAAUGUCAUUUACGGCCACCUUACUCAUCUCGCAUGCCAGAUCCUUGAGAGAUUGUCUGAUUUCAGACCUGAACAUCUGGACGAAUUAUUCAAAGCUCAAGAGACCAAUGGUUCUUUGACCUCUGCAUUAUUCUCUGCCGACUUAAAUACGUAUCAGGCCGCUGUCGAUCUGAUAAAAGCCGUCAGUGGCCAACUGGGGCGCAAGGAAGCAAUUUCUCACUUAUUACAGUCGUUCUGUGCCUCCACGAUGUUUGGGUUCAGCUGGUCUUUUCGGCGUAUUUCCAACAUGAAAACAUUCGCCUCUGCUCCUAGAAUGCUUAAAACUGGCACGGAUAUCAUCGAGGUCCUCUGUGAUUCGCAAACUGGAAUACUGAGGACUCGAAAACUUAAUGAUCCAAAAGAAGUAUACUUCUUGCAGAGGCUUUGGGAGUACCAGUGGUUGGCACUUUCUACAAUAUUCAGUCAUACCGAAAAAUGGCAUAGAAUGGGCGUUGACAGGUCAAUCAUGCUGGAAUUCUGUCGAGACAGUAUCCAGUUUGCUGAGCUUCUGUUCGACCAAUUUCCAAUAUUUGCCACGGCCGUUGGAGAAGCCGACCCAGCACAAGCUAACUCGGCAAAGAGUAAUCUCCUUCGAUACCCAACUACCACAAUGAAUGCCAUGGUAAAAUGGUUACGGCUAAAGGAUGAGUACCUUGCGACUACACUGGUUGGGAUCGUUUCAAAAGUGCUUCGCCGUCUUGGGGAUCUAAAUGCAACAGUUCAGGAGGAGGCCUUGGACGUCAUCAAAGAUGUUGCUCUGACUGCCAAAAUCAAGACUAUCUUGACGGAUAGUGAAAAGGCAGAACUAGUAAGGUCUAUGGAGGCCUAUUAUAAGAAACCCCUGAUCACUCCUAUUCCUGCUCCAACUCCCAAAAAGAAACAAAGUUCGAUUACUGCUUUUGCUAAACCCGUGGAUCCCAACACGAUUGUUAAAUCCGAAUCUAAACCGAUUAAAGAGGAGGGACAUGAGAGUGAGAUUGACAUUCCAGAUGAUGUUUUAAUAGAACUAUCAGGUUCAAUUGAUCUUCACAAGGCUAGAAUAGCCUCUCAGAAGAAACCUAUUCCCCGCCCUAUCGCACCUUAUAAACCACUUCCACCCGUGGCACCAUUAGCAAAACCGGCUCACAAUGUCCUUUCAUUCCGUGAAAAGCGCGAGAGGGAAAAGGAGGCCAAGAAGAAACGUGAUAUGAUAGAGCUCGCCAAAGUAAAGAAGAACUUGCCUUUACGUGGCAUGAGUGAGCAGACAGCAUCACAAGGCUCCGGCCUUAGCGGCCUUAAUAUAGGAGUCGUUGAGCAUAAACCUGCGGACAGUAUGAUGGUGUCUUCCGACUCGGAUUCAGACUCAGACAGUGACGAUAAUGGAGACGAAGAUAUGGUUGGGAAGCGGGUAUCUUCAAAACCAGAUGCUGUGAGAGCUUAUGAAGAAAGUCGAAAGAAACUCCUACAACGAGUGCCCGUUAAGAAGGCAAAGAUCAUCCGCUCUGCCAAGGACAUGCGAGCGCGGCUUGCCCCAGACUUAUCGUCUCUCCAUAAGACAUUAUUAAGUUGGGAUUUCUUUUCAACGACCGUUCUUCCUCCCAACUGUGGCCGAACUGACUACACAUUGGUUUCCAACGUUUUCGCAAAUGCACUGGAAUAUCAAAAGACUUUCGAGCCAUUACUGAUACUAGAAGCCUGGCAAGGCUUCCAAACUGCUAGAGAGGAUGCAACAUUUAAAGAAUUCGAAAUCAAAGUUGCAAACCGUCUUUCAGUUGACUCAUUUGUGGAAGUUAGCACAAUUAUGGAGCCUCAACAGGUCAAAGACCUAGGGCUAGGGGAAGCUGAUUUAGUUCUGCUAUCCCGCUCAAACAAGCCUGCCACUGAUUCGAGUGCACCUCAUUGUCUCGGUAGGAUAUCCGGAAUCAAGAAGAAGAAAGGGACAGUAGAGGUAUCCUAUCGCAUUAAUCCCAGUGGCCCAAUGGCUAGCGGAAUUGGAUCUGGAGGUGGGCUGUUUGGUGUAAAGAUCACCUCUCUUACACCCCUUGAACGCGAAUAUGGAGCACUCAUGGCUCUCCAAUAUUAUGACCUGAGUGAGGAGAUUAUAAGAGCAAAGCCAUCUCCAAUACUGAACUAUGGCCCAGAGAGCUUGAAAACCAUACUGGCCACAUAUGACCUCAAUCCGGCGCAAGCCAAGGCUAUUAAAUCGGCUGUGGAUAACGAUGCGUUCACGCUAAUCCAAGGACCUCCUGGUUCAGGCAAAACCAAAACCAUAGUUGCGAUUGUUGGAGCGCUUCUAACACCCAUCCUGGCGGAACGAAAGGUUCCACAACCAAAAAUAGCCAGCGACUCAGCACAGGCGAGCAAGUCAACCCCAUCAAAGAAACUGCUAGUUUGCGCGCCUAGCAAUGCAGCUGUCGACGAGCUAGUGAUGAGGUUUAAGGAAGGGGUGAAGACACUCAACGGUAAAACACAGCCAAUCUCUGUCAUUCGGUUAGGUCGAAGCGAUGCGAUCAAUGCCAAUGUGCUGGACGUUACGCUAGACGAGCUUGUCAAUGCCAAGUUGAACCAGAGUGAUCAAAAGAAAAAUGGAGAAGAGCGUGAUUUACAGAGCUAUUUCAACGAGCACAAGGAAACCUCUGCCAAAUUCAUUGAGAUACGGCAGAGAAUUGAUCAAUGCAGGGCGAGAGCAGAGCCCGUCUCUAACGAGCUCGAACGAGAAUUCGAUCUUCUAAAACGAAAGAAGGCUCAACUAAGUCAGGCCAUUGAUAAUGCUAGAGACAAGAACCAUGCCGCAGCACGAAAUGCUGAGUUGACUCGACGACGAAUACAACAAGAAAUCAUUGACGGAGCCCAUGUUAUCUGCUCCACCCUUAGCGGCAGUGGACAUGAAAUGUUCCAAAGUCUAAGUAUCGAAUUUGAGACAGUUAUCAUCGACGAGGCUGCCCAGUCUAUUGAAUUGAGCGCUCUCAUUCCUCUCAAAUAUGGCUGCUCCAAGUGUGUUCUAGUUGGAGAUCCCAAACAGCUACCUCCAACAGUGUUAUCGAAGGAAGCAUCUCGAUUCCAAUAUGAACAAAGUUUGUUCGUUCGAAUGCAAGCAAACCAUCCAAAUGAUGUCCAUCUUCUCGACACUCAAUACCGAAUGCAUCCAGAGAUAAGCAAAUUCCCAAGCCAAGCGUUCUAUGAUGGGAAGCUACAAGAUGGACCUGGAAUGGCGCCAUUACGGAAAAAGCCAUGGCACGGAAGUGAGCUUCUUGGGCCAUAUCGGUUUUUCGAUGUCCAGGGCAUGCACUCCAGUGCUGCCAAGGGCCAUUCUUUGGUUAACAUUGCAGAACUUACAGUAGCAAUGCGCCUCUACGAACGGCUCCUGGCUGACUAUAGAAAUUAUGAUUUUGCGGGGAAGAUUGGCAUAAUCACGCCUUACAAAGGCCAGCUGAGGGAGCUCAAGAGUCGGUUUGCUGCUAAAUAUGGCAGUUCAAUAUUCACCGCUGUUGAGUUUAAUACCACAGAUGCAUUCCAAGGAAGGGAGUGCGAGGUUAUCAUAUUCUCUUGUGUCCGAGCAUCUGACCGAGGAAUAGGGUUUUUGUCCGAUAUUCGUCGAAUGAAUGUUGGAUUGACACGAGCCAAGUCAUCGCUUUGGGUGCUUGGAAAUUCUCAAUCUCUUGUCCGAGGUGAAUUUUGGAGGGCGUUGAUCUAUGAUGCUCGAGAACGCCAGCUUUAUACUGAGGGAGACAUCCUGCGAAUCCUGCAGAAACCUCAAAUCAGCCUAGACAUGGAAUUAAAUAACGUCGAAAUGGUAGACGCUCCUGCAGAAGUUGGUAAUAUCCCAACUCCUUCAUCAAGGCCAGGUUCAUCCAUGGCUGGAAGCAGUAACUCUAGGCCGCCUUCCAGACUGUCAAAUCCCCAGUCCACCGCCGAAUCAUUGCCCAGCGAACUGCCCUCAGGUAGUGCAGUGGGCACGCCCGUCCCAUGCCUUCCGGAUGGCCCUUCUGGGGGUAAGUCUGGGCUAAAUGACUUGGCCAUGUGCGGAUAUUGCGGAAGCCAUCAGCAUAUGACACAUAAUUGUGACAACAUCGAUGCCAAGAUAGCCUGUCAGGGCACUUGUCGAAGAUGCGGAGAUGAGACGCAUUCGAUUCGGGAUUGCAAAGCUGAACGCUGCGUUCAAUGUGGAGAAACCGGCCAUCUUGCAAAUGACUGCAAGUCCACAACGGUGCUACCCAAAUGGGAAAAGAAUAAAAUCAUCAAAGAAGAAGCCCAUCACAAGAGCAUGCAGCAAGCGAGAAUAGAAAGACAGAAACAGAAGGCCAUUGCGGCUCACGACCCGAAAAUACCACUAAUACAGGUUCCUGGAAAGAAACCUUCAGCUGAGAACACAGCCCCUCCACAUAAUAGUGGCCCUGGGAAGAGGAAACGAUCUGACCCCCAGGCUUCAAGUGACCCAAAGGUAAUGCGACUUGACCAGAGCACUGCAUCUUCGACUCCUCCGAAGGAUUCCAAAGGAAAGAAACAAGACGGCAGCACCUCUGCCGCAGCACAGACACCAGCUGUAAACCUGCCAAAAGGCCCGAGAGGACGAAAAGCGGAUCCUCACAGCGUUGCGCCGCCCCCAAGUGUAUGCUAA